This is a messenger RNA of Protomyces lactucae-debilis, 999 nucleotides long. RefSeq lists its product as uncharacterized. The coding region runs from base 500 to 757 and encodes 85 amino acids. The record is from RefSeq and is a predicted model, not a curated record. NCBI's taxonomy places the organism in Eukaryota, Fungi, Ascomycota, Taphrinomycetes, Taphrinales, Protomycetaceae. The transcript has a single exon.
CAAAUUUGGCGACGACAUUUCAUCAGCUCAUUCAGAGACGACGCGUCCAUUUGGAGUGAUCAAUGAAGGAAGCAUUCAAGCCGACGUGGUUUGCGCAGCUCUACUACAGCAGAUGGAGGACACUGCAGCUACCCUGGCGAAAGAGCUUCUUUCGAGGGUUUGACCUCGAUGGCAACAAGUACUUUGAGUCGCAUAAUCCACUCAACCCGGCCAAGUUUAGGCGGACCGUCAAGUAUGUGCAUGACGGACACUAUACAGACAACAAUGUGACGCCGCAGUGGAUGUCCUGGCUACGGCAUACGAAAAAGGAUGCACCGACGCUCGAUGAGCUGUAUGCUGAGGUGGCACGGAUCCACUCAACCCGUCAAAACGCCCAGCUCGUGCAUCAGCGAUGGGAAGAUGAGAAGCAGAGGUUGGCAGCACCUCAGCAGGAUGCUGAAACAAAGAAUGUCUCAUCAGACUACUUGGAAGCGCCCGGUACGCGUGAUGAGAAGGGCGAAUGGCAACCCGAGGCCUGGGUCUCAAAACCAGUCAAACGCUGAGUUGUCAAUAUUUGCCUGCGAUAUGGACGACCUCUAUGUCCUGUUCUUGCUCCCAUCUGCAUCAAUCCUGCACAACGCACGGCUGCAAUAUGGUUGCUCGUGCACGAAAGCUGAGGCUCUCCAAGGUCAAAGCAAAAGAGAAUGAACUUGCGCUCGGUCUGCUGCACAUUGCACUGUCCUCUGCUUUGCUCACCCUGCUGCGUCGAUGGCUCUAGUUAAGGCUAGCGGGCUCCUUGGUCUUUCCCUCCGCGAUGCCUCUCAUCAAGUCGGAUCGUAAGCAUAGACAAUACGGUGGCAAGCGCUAAUCCCAGUGGCCAAUACAGUCAUCAUCCUUGGCGGCAUUUACCAAGUCUAUGCAGCCGUCUGGGCAAUCUUCUACCCUCGCGCCUUUUGCACUUUCAUCACAAAGGUUCUAGAGCCCCUUGUGGCGCCGAUACCGAUACUUCAAAUCACCAAC